AUGCCCUGGGCGCAGACGGACCACUGCGGGCUGUCCCCGACGUCCUCGGUGGCGUCGUCCUCGUCGCACACCGCCUUCCAGAGCUCGUCGCCGCCGCCCGCCACCCCCGAGGACCUGUCCUCCCCGGGCAGCGUGAGCAGCGGAAGUAGCAGCAGCGCCGGCAGCACCAGCGCGGGGUCGAAGAAGCGCAAAGACAGCUCGGCGCCGCGCUACCAGUGCCCCGACUGCUCCAAGUCCUACUCCACCUUCUCGGGGCUGUCCAAGCACCAGCAGUUCCACUGCGCGGCGUCGGCCGGCGCGCAGGCCAAGAAGUCGUUCAGCUGCAAGUACUGCGAGAAGGUGUACGUGUCGCUGGGCGCGCUCAAGAUGCACAUCCGCACUCACACGCUGCCCUGCAAGUGCCGCAUCUGCGGCAAGGCCUUCUCGCGGCCGUGGCUGCUGCAGGGCCACAUCCGCACGCACACGGGCGAGAAGCCCUUCUCGUGCCCGCACUGCAACCGCGCCUUCGCCGACCGCUCCAACCUGCGCGCGCACCUGCAGACCCACUCGGACGUGAAGAAGUACUCGUGCGCCUCUUGCAGCAAGACGUUCAGCCGCAUGUCGCUGCUGACGAAGCACACGGAGGGCGGCUGCCCCGGCGUGGCGGCGGCCCAGCUGGGCGCGCUGCCGCCGCGGGAGGGCGUCGCGACGCACCUCCUGGAGCACGACGCCGCCGCGGCGGGCGUGGGGGUGGGCGUGCCGCUCAUGGCCCCGCAGGAGGUGAAGGCGUACCCGUAG
This is a messenger RNA of Gryllus bimaculatus (two-spotted cricket), 777 nucleotides long. Lineage: Eukaryota; Metazoa; Arthropoda; Insecta; Orthoptera; Gryllidae. The record is from the annotation of a GenBank genome assembly.